AGGCAGAAACUUUGAUUGCAAAUUUUAAUGACAAAAUUACCCUUCAAACAUUCACAAAAUUCCGUGAACUUGCGUUUCUUUCUCCUCUUGAAGCUCUAAUGAGAGAGAGAGAUCAGAUAACUGCCAGUUCGCUUUAGAGAGAGAAAUAGAAAGAGACGGAGAGAGAAACAGCUCUCAGGGCCACUAGCUUGAUAGAGAUAUUAAGAAAACACAAUAAGAGGUUUGGAUUAGGGUUUCAACUAUUUUAGGGUUUUGGAGUGUAAAAUCAAAAAGUUCAGUUUAAUUAGGGUUUCGCGAAAUUAAUUGCCUGGAGUUUUGUUAUAUUGGGUAUUAUUUGUUUCAGGUUAGGUGUUGAAAUUUGGCGUGGCUUAAUGUGAGUGAAGGCUGUUUGGUUGGUGUGGGUGGGGAGUUAGGGUUCCAAUGGGGAGCACUGGUGAGCCUGACCGGAAAAGGCGUCAUUUCAACUCUAUAUCAUCACCCACGGCUGCCAUGGCUAAGAAGCAGCCGUUUUCCCACUCCUCUGAGGACAAAAAGCUUGAUACUGCUGUCCUUCAGUUCCAAAAUCAAAAGCUUGUACAGAAGUUAGAAGCCCAAAAGGUUGAGUAUUCUGCGUUAGAAAAUAAGUAUACACAAUUGAAGGAGAAACAACAGCCUUAUGAUUCCACAUUGAAGGCUGUCAAUAAGUCUUGGGGAGUGCUGGUUACUGACUUGGAAGUGCAUUCCAACCGCACAAGGGAAUCUAACAUUGGGCAGAACAUCAGGAGCUUCUCAAUCAAUGAGGAUGGGGUUUCAUCUUCUUUCGAGGAUGCUUUUCUAAGCCGACUUGCGGAAACUGGUGCAACCGAAACUUCAUCUAUAAAUAAUUGCCUCAAUCAUAUAGAAGAAGAUGAAGAAAAUACCUCUGAAAAGAUUAAGAACAUGUUGUAUAAUAUAGUGUCUGCAAUCAAUGACCUGUGGCAUUUAAAGGAUGGACUGCAUGCAGCUCUUUUGAAAGAGAUUUCGGAGGAUGGUGCAUGCAGGCAAAAGGAAUCAUAUGGGUUAGAAGCUGAGGUUAAGAACUUGAGAUUAGCACUAAGCGACCUUCAUUUGAAGCAUAAAACUUUUGCAAGGGAAUUGCAGAGCCAUAGAGAUAUUGAUGCAAAAAAUAAAGCUGAGCUCAACCGCCUAAAAGGGGAAUUGGAGAGUGCAGUUUCAGAAUUGGAAGAGAGUAAUUGUAAGCUGGCAUCACUUAAAGCAGAAAGAGAUGCAACCAAAGGGGCAUUUUUCCCUGUUCUAAACGUUGGAAAUAAACAUGCUUCUGGUGAUAAGGCCAGAGAUAAACAGAGGAAUCUGCAAGAAAUGGAGUCUACUCUCAAGGAGCUACUUGAUCAAGCUUCUAGCCGAUUGCGGGAUCUGAAAGCUCUUCAUGAUGAAAGGAUAAAAAUAUUACAGCAGUUGUCCAACUUGCAGAACUCAUUGAAGAAUUUGAAGUGUAUUUCUUCCUCACAAGCCUACAUUUUGGUGAGAGAUCAGUUAGAAAAGUCAAAAUCAGAAGUUUUCCAGUAUCAGGCCUUAUAUGAAAAACUACAGGUGGAGAGGGAUAAUCUUGUCUGGAGGGAAAAGGAAUUAUGCAUUAAAAAUGACUUGCUUGAUGUUUUUCGACGAUCUUCUUCAGUUGUGGAGUCUAGAAUUGCUGAUCUAGGGGUAGAGAUACAGAGACAGAUCAAAGAGAAAAACAUGAUUGAGGCUAAGCUGGAAGAGGCGUCAAGAGAACCUGGAAGAAAAGAAAUCAUUGCUGAAUUCAAAGCCUUGGUUUCCUCAUUUCCCGAGGACAUGGGCAAUAUGCAACGUCAGUUGAGUAAUUACAAAGAGGCUGCUUCUGAUAUUCAUUCUUUGCGAGCUGAUGUGCAGUCUCUUUCUACUGUUCUUGAUAGGAAGGUAAAAGAGUGUGAGAGUUUAUCUACCAGAUCUAACAACCAAGUUACGGAGAUACAAAAGUUGCAACGCGUGGUCCAAGAUCUGAAUGAAAGUGAUUGGGAAUUGAAGCUGAUACGGAAAAUGUAUAGACAUGAAUCCACUGAUUUGAGGGAGGUCUUGGAGGCCAGGGAUCUUGAAUAUAAGGCAUGGGCUAGGGUUCAAAGUUUGAAGUCUUCUCUUGAUGAACAAAAUUUAGAAUUGCGGGUUAAGACAGCAAAUGAAGCUGAGGCCAUAUCCCAGCAGAGGCUGGCUGCUGCAGAAGCUGAGAUUGCUGACCUGAGACAGAAAUUGGAAGCUUCGAAAAGGGAUAUUUCUAAAUAUUCUGAUGUGCUGAAAUCCAAAAAUGAAGAAAAUGAGGCCUACUUAUCUGAAAUAGAGACUACUGGACAAGCAUAUGAUGACAUGCAAACUCAAAACCAGCAUCUGUUACAGCAAAUCACAGAGAGAGAUGAUUAUAAUAUAAAGCUUGUUUUAGAGGGCUUGAGGGCAAGACAGCUGCGAGACACACUACUGAUGGACAAAAGAACCAUGGAAAGGGAGAUUCAGCAAGCUAAUAUUUCUCUUGACUUCUAUAAUGUGAAAGCUGCAAGAAUAGAUGAUCAGUUAAAUAUUUGUUUGGAUCAGGUUCAUAAACUUGCUGAAGAGAAGUUUCAGAACUCAGGUACAUUAGAAAAUACUCAAAAACGAUUGUUAGAUGUAAGAAAAUCAUCUAAUCAAGUAAGAGACUCACUGGAGGACUCACAAUCUAAGGCCGAAAGAAGUCGAGCAGCUCUUUUGGAGCUGCAGAUAGAACUUGAGAGAGAGAGGUUUGAUAAAAGGAGAAUAGAGGAGGAUUUGGAAGUAGCAAGGAGAAGGGUUUUAUAUCUUCAAGCACAAACGGAGGGGUCAUCGAUUUUAGAAAAGCUUCAGCAGGAACUUAAAGAAUAUCGCGAAAUAGUGAAGUGCAAUAUAUGCCUUGAAAGACCUAAAGAGGCAAGUGGUUGUCAUUACAAAAUGCUUCCACUUGUUCUGCAAUCCCUGUGUGCAAAGAAUUAUUGAAAGUCGUCACCGCAAGUGUCCGGCAUGUGCCACGAAUUUUGGGUCUAAUGAUGUCAAGCCUGUGUACAUCUGAUAGGAAUGGUGAUGAGUUUUCCUGUGCUGCUAAUUGGUGAGGUUCAGUUAAUUCGGGCUCUGAUAUGCCUGCGAUCUUUGACUAGAGGCUUGACCUGUGGAGCUCAUAGGUUUAUGUCUAUUAUUUAGUUGGAGAAUUAUUGAGAGAAGAUUUGACAGGAUACAGGGAGGCUCCUCCUGCCUACUUAUCAACCUGUCAAUUCAUUUUUAGAUUGUGUCUAGAUUGUGAUUCUCUUGGUUUCUUGAGUUCACUGUAUUUACAAUGCUUGUUUCUUCAUUAACUGCUUAGAGCCACUGGAACCUUUCAAUUUAUCAUUUGCAGAUGUUCAGAAUUGAUGGAAAUGCUAUUGCCAAAGGCAUUGAUGGUCAUCCAACCAAUUUUGAGUGGCAAGUGAUGUUCUAAGCCUCUGUAAUGGCAUAUUGGCAGACUGCAUUGGUAAUUGAUGUCAGUUCUCCACCAUCCACCAAGAAUGUAUGGGGAGUUUAACAGAAAAUUUUUGGCUGUACAGUUUUAGCAAAUACAUUAGGUUUUUCAGAAACGUUAGUUUAUGUUAUCUUUGUUUUAAGAACUAGUUAUAUUUAUAAUAAUAGUUUGUGCAAUUUGUACUCGGCAUUGAUUCAAAAAUGUGUACGGGCUUCUGAGACCAAAUUUUGGAGUGUUUUAUAUUAUUUAUUUGUUCUAUCCAA
This is a messenger RNA of Ricinus communis (castor bean), 3753 nucleotides long. RefSeq names its product E3 ubiquitin-protein ligase BRE1-like 1. Gene Ontology annotation, molecular function: ubiquitin protein ligase activity; metal ion binding. The record is from RefSeq and is a predicted model, not a curated record. The transcript is spliced from 19 exons. Gene Ontology annotation, cellular component: HULC complex; nucleus. NCBI's taxonomy places the organism in Eukaryota, Viridiplantae, Streptophyta, Magnoliopsida, Malpighiales, Euphorbiaceae. Bases 421 to 2994 code for a protein of 857 amino acids.